CUCUCAGCACCAUCCACACCCCAUCAUUCUCGAAAGCACCACACCAAGCACACGUUAGCAUCCAGUCAUGGCCGCAACAACGGCAGCUGCCGCUACAUCUUCCCUCGUUGGAACACGCCUUCCGGACGUGCAUUCCAAAUCGGGUCGGGUUGUGGCAAGGUUCGGAUUCGGGAAAAAGAAGUCUGCACCUAAGAAAAAAACUGCUAAGCCCACCACGGACCGUCCCCUGUGGUUCCCGGGAGCGAAGGCUCCCGAGUACCUUGACGGGACCCUGGUGGGUGAUUACGGAUUCGACCCAUUCGGGCUGGGCAAACCCGUUGAGUACUUGCAGUUCGACAUCGACUCGCUGGACCAGAACUUGUCCAAGAACUUGGCGGGUGAUGUCAUCGGGACCCGGACAGAGGACGCAGAUGUGAAGUCGACUACGCUUCAGCCUUACAGCGAGGUUUUUGGGUUGCAGAGGUUUAGGGAAUGCGAGCUGAUUCAUGGAAGAUGGGCCAUGUUGGCUACUCUUGGCGCUCUUGCUGUAGAAUCGCUAACCGGCGUCACAUGGCAAGACGCUGGAAAGGUGGAACUGGUGGAAGGGUCCUCCUACUUGGGCCAGCCACUCCCAUUUUCCAUAACCGCAUUGAUCUGGAUUGAGGUUUUGGUGAUUGGGUACAUUGAGUUCCAAAGGAACGCAGAGCUGGACCCGGAAAAGAGGCUGUACCCAGGAGGCCCAUUCUUCGACCCACUGGGUUUGGCUGCUGACCCAGAGAAGAAGGUGACUCUUCAGACGGCUGAGAUCAAGCACGCCCGCCUUGCAAUGGUUGGUUUCCUGGGCUUUGCGGUCCAAGCUGCUGUUACUGGUAAAGGCCCACUCAACAACUGGGCUACCCACUUGAGUGACCCUCUACACACAACCAUUAUUGACAACUUGAGCUCCUAAGUUUCUUUCAUUACCGAAAGAAAUUGUUGGGCUGUAACUGUAUUUCAGUAUUUGUACUAUCCUUGUAAAAACUUAUAAGCGGGAUUAUAUUGGCUUAUGUUUGUCACGUUAUGUUUCGAUGAUCUUAGUAAUAGCAAAUACCAGUUAGGGUAACA
Molecule: messenger RNA, 1083 nt
Organism: Tripterygium wilfordii
Lineage: Eukaryota; Viridiplantae; Streptophyta; Magnoliopsida; Celastrales; Celastraceae
Product: chlorophyll a-b binding protein CP29.1, chloroplastic
Exons: 2
Coding region: 68-928 (286 amino acids)
Biological process (GO): photosynthesis, light harvesting in photosystem I; response to light stimulus
Cellular component (GO): chloroplast envelope; plastoglobule; chloroplast thylakoid membrane
Source: RefSeq, a predicted model, not a curated record